Messenger RNA from Sander lucioperca (pikeperch), 2341 nucleotides. RefSeq names its product SNAP associated protein (gene snapin). The transcript has 4 exons. Gene Ontology annotation, biological process: regulation of synaptic vesicle exocytosis; lysosome localization; synaptic vesicle exocytosis. Lineage: Eukaryota; Metazoa; Chordata; Actinopteri; Perciformes; Percidae. Bases 34 to 423 code for a protein of 129 amino acids. Gene Ontology annotation, cellular component: synaptic vesicle; BORC complex; BLOC-1 complex. Gene Ontology annotation, molecular function: SNARE binding. The record is from RefSeq and is a predicted model, not a curated record.
GUCUGGCCGUGUUGAGGUAGAUGCUUUACUAAAAUGGCGGCAGCGGCUUUAGUAGCAACUUCCUCAGGCAAAGAUGCUUUAGCCGAGGGGUUGCUCGACCUCCUGAGACCAGCUAUUCAGCAGCUCGACUUACAUGUACACUCAGUCAGAGAAAGCCAAGUAGAAUUAAGAGAACAUAUAGACAAUCUGGCCACAGAAUUAUGCCGGAUAAAUGAACAUCAGAAGGUGGCUCUGGACCUGGACCCUUAUGUAAAGAAGCUGCUGAAUGCAAGGCGAAGAGUAGUGCUAGUAAACAACAUACUGCAGAAUGCUCAGGAACGUCUGAGGCGACUCAACCACAAUGUGGCCAAAGAGACAGCACGAAGAAAGACCAUGCUGGAGGCUUCAGGAGUGUUCCCCUCCCGCUCCCCCAGUAAACCCUGAGCCUCCUCCUCCUGCUCUGUCAACUGUCCUGACCAGGAGGGACACAUCAAUACUGGAAACUGUAACACAAGGACCACAAGUCUUCCUUUGACAUUUAGUUAGCUGUUUGUCUAAUGACAUGCUGAUGUCCUGCACUGCUUUGUCUGAUGUCAUAAUAAAAAUCCUGGCUGCUAUCUGUUUACUGUUAGGCAGCUGCAAAAUACAACAGAAUCGGCUCUACAGUACCACCAGAUCAUACAUUGUUUCUAAAAAUAAGAUAAAUACUUGUACGCAUGAGCAAAAUGUUUUAAAAAAAAAAAAAGACUGCAACUGUAAUGUCACCUCAUCGUGCAGGAUAGAUGAAGACACUUAGCCUGAGCAAUCUUGUGGACCAAAAUAACAGAUCCUUGUUUUGCUGCUGGAAGCAUUGCUCAUUAAAAUGUCAGUCAGUUAUCAUGCCUACUACUCUCUGGCUGUGGGAGAUGGCUGUUCACAAAUGUGAUUUGAAUAGCUCUCUAUGAGUUGAAAGGUAAAGGCUCUGUUACUCAGUCAGUUAGCAUCCGACUUAGAACGGGUUAAACUCAACUGGCACUGGCAGGGGUUUAGAACACCUGGUUGCGGUGUCAAAAUGAACACCACAACAAUGGCAACAUCACGUAGCACACUCAUGGAUGUAUUAAGAUAGCUAUAAUACAUACAUGAGUGCAUAGGAGUAGGCAUGUCUGAUGGCUAACCAACAUGCACUGGGGCAAUGGGAUUGUUAUUUAAUUGGCGUUGCUGCCUAUUGGGAUCUGCAAUGUUUCCACUCUUGUUCCCAUUCCACAUUGACAAUUAGUCAACGCGUGUAAAUGCAAAUACACCGUGAGUAAUGUGUGUAGAAUUAUUGAGAUUCUCAGCCUUGACAGCAAUUUGAUGACCAAAUGCAACAUUGUUGAUGAAUUUAGUUCAGUUGUAGUUUUUUCCAAUCUAAAAACUUCUUGUUGAAAAAUCUUGACAGAACAUGUCUACUUGCACUUGUGAUAGUAUUAUUAAGUAAUGUUAUAAAUAUUUCAAUCAAGUGUAAAUCUUUUUGUAGCACAUUUGUCCCUGUGUUUCCUUUCAAUCUACUGCAGUAUCACUAUUCUGUCAAAUAUACAGUACAGUAUUAGCUUACACUAAAACUGCAGCGGGAACUGGUCUGACAAUACAUAUACGAUAACUUGUUUCUGUGACUUCUACAUUACUGGCAAACUGAGCACUCGUCCUUGAGUCUCCGGGCUUGUGCAUUAUUUAACAACGGUCGGUGUGUUUGUCAGAUAAUCAGUAAGCCUGUUUCUGGCAUCAGAAGUAAAUUGAGGAAUAAGUGACACAUUUAAUUGUAAUUACACAGUUCUAUAAGUUUGACACUUGUAAAAGUGCCUUCAAAAGAACAUAAAUAGUAAAAUAUUCAAAAUGUUAGACAUUAAUAAAAUGAGGUGUAUACAUUUAAAGUACUUUAUAUAGACAAAGAAACGAAUUAGUGUUUUUUUUAAACAGUAAAAUAUUGUUAAAUCAGAUUCUGAACUUUUUUUGUUGAUAGAAUUAAAUAAAAAACAAAUUGAAUAGACUUAUAAGUUGUACGUUGCUCCAAAUGCAACAAAGUAAAUCAGAAACCAUUCAGGAGAACAGUGUUUUAAUUUAGAUUUGGAAAUGGCUAAGGUUAUGGCCCAAUCACCAGGAAGUUGGUUCUAUCUGUGUGUAGCCUCGUAGCUAAUCGAGGUUCUACCAGUAGACUGCUACCUAAUGAUCUAAGGGAACGUACAUGUAUUAUGGCCUGCUGGACAUAAAGCAAUGUUUGGGUGUGGAUAUACAGUAAGACCUAUAAUUCUUGUGUUUGAGAUGAUAAAAUGCUGAUUUAGUUAUUGCCCCCAUGUGGCUGCUGAAGCUAAGAUCUGAGUCUAAUUAAACUGUAACUAACUUG